Messenger RNA from Drosophila suzukii, 2386 nucleotides. RefSeq names its product cyclin-dependent kinase-like 1. The record is from RefSeq and is a predicted model, not a curated record. Gene Ontology annotation, cellular component: nucleus. Lineage: Eukaryota; Metazoa; Arthropoda; Insecta; Diptera; Drosophilidae. Gene Ontology annotation, molecular function: ATP binding; protein serine/threonine kinase activity. Gene Ontology annotation, biological process: protein phosphorylation.
GUUUCUCAUUUUCCGGUAAUAUCCAUCAUUCCAUACAACUUUCACAUAAAAUAAUAAUCCUUCCCACACCAUUACCGGGGGUCAAAAUCAGAAAGGCAAACACACAAUAGUCCCGAUUAUAGAAUAAACUUCAGCUGGGAAUCGUUGACCCCAACAUCAAAUGCAAACAUCAUGCCAACGACAUGAAGAAUACAUUACUAUACAGUGCAAACAACUACAUAGAACAAUUAAUAAAAAAAAUACAAUCAAAAGCCACAAGAACCUAGAACAAAGGUAAAAUCAAAGUGGGAAAAGUUAAAGUGCUUUCGCGGGAAACAAAAGCUGUCAAAUGUAUAAAUAGGCAACCAGCCAGGUGGUAAAAGCGGAAUGGGGUCGUCACGAGUUUUCUGUAAUUAUGCAAAUUGAAUCGAAGAAGUCAGUGGGGGGCACCCAUCGUUCGAAAAGGUGAAACAUCAGGGAAAUCGACUUACAACAAGGCAUAAAAAACGAGGGAUCCUGACUAAACAUAUCCCCUCAUUUAUACCUAACAUAUUACAUAUGCUUGGUAAUUGUAUCUAAUUUAUUUCUGACGCUCACCUUCGUGUUAUUCCCUGCAUUUUAAUGCAUAUUUAAUGAAACACGCAAGAGCCAAACAAACAAAAACACAGCAAUCAAAGUCGCCAACGGCCAACAUGGCGUAUGUGCAAUGUCCGUCGAUGCAAUCGAGCGCCCACAAACUCCGGUUCUCUCCAAACACGGUUCUAACCAAAGGCAACUCAGUCGUUUGCCGGCUCUUAACGUCUUCACAUCGUGUCGUUCUGUCAAUAGCCUUCGCGACUUUUUGUUGGCCCAACUGAAGUAAACACGGAAGCCCGUAACGAAAACUAAAUAUAGAAAUAAAGUGUACUGGAGAAAAUUCGAUGACACAAUGAAAAUGUUUGAGAUUUCAAAAUUGUUUUCAUUGCGAAGACCACAAGGUAGCAGCAAAAUGGAUCGCUACGAGAAGCUCAGUCGGCUGGGCGAGGGAUCCUACGGUGUGGUCUACAAAUGCCGGGAUCGGGAGACGGGCGCUUUGGUUGCGGUGAAGAGGUUUGUGGAGUCCGAGGACGAUCCAGCCAUACGAAAAAUUGCACUGAGAGAAAUUAGGCUGCUGAAGAACCUCAAGCAUCCGAACCUGGUCUCCCUGCUGGAAGUGUUCCGACGGAAGCGUCGCCUCCAUCUGGUCUUCGAGUUCUGCGAGCUGACCGUGCUCCACGAGCUGGAGCGCCAUCCGCAGGGCUGCCCGGAGCACCUGACCAAACAGAUAUGCUACCAGACCCUGCUGGGCGUGGCCUACUGCCACAAGCAGGGCUGUCUGCACCGGGACAUCAAGCCGGAGAACAUCCUGCUGACGGCCCAGGGGCAGGUGAAGCUGUGCGAUUUCGGCUUCGCCAGGAUGCUCAGUCCCGGGGAGAACUACACGGACUACGUGGCCACCAGGUGGUAUAGGGCGCCGGAGCUCCUGGUGGGUGAUACCCAGUACGGCACCCCCGUGGAUGUUUGGGCCAUCGGUUGCCUCUUCGCGGAGCUGGUUCGAGGUGAAGCCCUUUGGCCGGGACGAAGUGACGUGGACCAGCUUUACCUGAUCCGCAAGACCCUUGGCGAUCUGCUGCCACGCCACAUCCAGAUCUUCGGACAGAACGAGUACUUCAAGGGCAUCACGCUGCCGGUGCCGCCCACGCUGGAACCGCUGGAGGACAAGAUGCCAGCCAAGUCGCAGCAGAACCCAUUGACCAUCGACUUUCUCAAAAAGUGCCUGGACAAGGACCCGGCCAAGCGCUGGUCCUGCGAGAAGCUCACAAAGCACUCCUACUUCGACGACUACAUCGCCAAGCAGCGGGAGCUGGAGCACGUCAGCAGCAUGGAGGCGGCCAAUCUCCGCCAGCAGCAGCUCGCCUCCCAGCAGUUCAUGCUGGCCACAGCGGCCCAGCAGCUCCAGACGGGUCCCGCCCAGGCGGCGGCCAUCGCGGCGGCCCGGGAUAAAUCAAAGACUUCAAACACAUCAUUACCGCUGCUGCCCAGCACGCAGCAUCAUCACCACCCGCAUCAGGAUUACGUAAAGCUGCAGCCCCUGAAUAAGAACGGAAACCUCCUUCAUCGCACCGAGCAUCAUCUGCCCACAAUUUGAACAGCAUCUGUAAUUAAGAAAUGUCCUUGCAUUGCAAACCAUUUUGAGCAAAAAUUUUCCCAAAACCUAUAUUAUUUACUGCUGGGAAUAAAUGUGUAAAAGUAAUCCAUCAAUAAAUCACUGGGUGUAAAGUCAGUAAAUACUUUGGUAUUCAUGCUACCGAACCAAACUGAAUUAGUAACUAAGUCCAAAGUGCAAUUUUCAACUGUCAUCAAAUAAAAUAUGCUACAUAAUGUUUUA